Pseudonaja textilis is the source of this 1093-nucleotide messenger RNA. RefSeq names its product potassium channel, subfamily K, member 16-like. NCBI's taxonomy places the organism in Eukaryota, Metazoa, Chordata, Lepidosauria, Squamata, Elapidae. Gene Ontology annotation, cellular component: plasma membrane. Gene Ontology annotation, molecular function: outward rectifier potassium channel activity; potassium ion leak channel activity. Gene Ontology annotation, biological process: potassium ion transmembrane transport; stabilization of membrane potential. The record is from RefSeq and is a predicted model, not a curated record.
CCAUGUUCUACAGCAGAGCACAGAGCUGUAUGUUAGCAGCUGGCUACCUUGCUUAUCUCCUGGUGGGUGCUCUCAUCUUCCAGGUUCUGGAAAAAGAUGCCGAGAGACUAAACCAAGGCAUUGCCUUUAGAAUGAAGGAGGACUUUCUGAAGAACUUUACCUCCCUCAGUGCAGUGGAGGUGAACAUCUUUGUGGAGAAUCUGAUGGAAACCAUUAGGAGGGGCAUAUAUCCAGCAGAAAAUGAAUUCUCUGAUGAACACAACAAUUGGGAUUUCAGCAAUUCUUUCUUCUUUGUGGGUUCUAUGUUAUCCACAAUAGGCUACGGAAACCUCUCUCCCAAAACAGCUGGUGGUCAGAUUUUCUGUGUCUUUUUUGCUCUCUUUGGAAUUCCUCUGAAUAUUGUCUUUUUGCAGCAUAUUGGCAAGAUGCUCUCCAUGGUCUGCGAACGGCUAGCUAAAUGGUUGUAUAGGAAAGGUGUAAAGAAGAAAACAGCAAGGGGCUUGACACUUCUGUUCUUCCUGGUUAUGGGAAUACUAGUGUUUCUUUGUGUGCCAUCGGUCAUCAUUCGAAAAAUAGAGGGCUGGUCCUACGGUGAAGCGAUUUAUUUUACAUUUAUUACCCUUAGCACCAUUGGGUUUGGAGAUUAUAUGAUAGGGAGGCAACAUGACAAAUUGUACUUCCCUGGCUAUCGGAGUGUGGUAGCAAUUUGGAUUAUCUUUGGACUUGCUUGGAUAGCACUACUGUUUAAUUUACUGACAACAUUACUGGAAGACCCAAAUGAGAAACCCACUGAGGGUUAUCUUCAGGUCAAGACAGUCAGAAAAAAAAAUAAGAACUCAAAAAAGGAUCCAUCUUCUUCACUGGAAGAUGGUUCAGAGUUACAUUCUAGUAGAGACGGACAAAGAAAUCAGUUAUAAUUGUAGACUGCUAUUUGACUUUUCACUGUUAUUUCAUAUCAUUGCAGUAUUUUGCUGGUUGCUUUGAAAAGUAGCUCACUGAUUUUAAAUUAUAUUUAAAAUGUGAAAUAAACAGCAAGCCUGCAAAAAACUAUUCUGCUUUCCACAGUACAUGUUUAACCUUCAUAAUACUGUAU